AUGAGUUGGUGGUAUAAUGCUCUUUUGAUCGCUGUGCUUGUGGUUUCUUGGUGGGUGUUCAAGAGAUGGAACAAACCAGCUGUAAGGCCACCAUUACCACCAGGACCUAGAGGCUUACCUUUAAUUGGAAACCUUCCAUUCCUAGAAGCUGAUCUCCACCGUUGCUUUGCCAAAUUAUCCCAAAUCUAUGGUCCCAUCAUGAAAAUCCAAUUGGGUCCCAAACUAUGUGUAGUAUUAACUUCACCUCCUUUAGCCAAACAAAUCCUUAAAGAUCAAGAUUCAAUAUUUGCAAACCGUGAUCCACCUCUUGUAGCUGCAACCAUGACUUACGGUGGCAUUGAUAUUGUGUGGAGCCCUCAAGGUCCACAAUGGCGUAUGAUGCGUAAGGUCUUUUCUCAUGAAAUUAUGAGUAACGAAAGCCUUCAAGCUUGUUACAGUCUUAGGCGACAAGAGGUUCAGAAAAUGUUGAAAAAGGUGUAUUCUAAGAUUGGAAAACCUAUUAAUAUUGGUGAGGUUGUGUUCCUCACAAUGCUUUACUUGGUUAUGAGCAUGUUGUGGGGUGACACAUUACAAAGAGAUGAGAUGAUUAGAAUUGGGGGAGAGAUCCGAAAGGUGAUGCGUGAAAUGAUUGGAUUGGUAAUGAAACCUAACAUUUCAGAUUUCUUUCCAAUUCUUGCUUCACUUGAUUUACAAGGGAUUGAAAGAAAAGGGAAGAAGGUGUCGUCACGGUUGGAUCAGAUCAUUGAUUCCGUUAUAAACCAACGGCUUCAAAUGGAUAAGGAAGAAGGUGAUCAAGGAGCUUAUGAAAAGAAAGAAAGAAAGGAUUUUCUACAGUUCCUCUUGGACCUUAAGGAGAGAGAUGGCGAAGAAUCAUUCUUGACCAAGAUACAACUUAAGGCUUUGCUACAGGAUAUUAUCGGAGCUGGGACAGAUACAACAUCAGUUAUAGUAGAGUGGGCAAUGGCAGAAAUGAUGCAAUGUCCAGAGAUAAUGAGAAAAACCCAAGAAGAAUUGAAGCAAGUAGUUGGGUUGGACAACAUAGUAGAAGAGUCUCACUUGCCCAAAUUGUCAUAUUUAAAUGCGUUGGUGAAAGAGUCUCUCAGGUUACACCCACCCCUCCCACUCAUGGUCUCGCAUUGCCCAAGUCAAUCUUGCAUAGUAGGAGGGUAUACCAUUCCGAAAGGUACUAAUGUCUUUGUAAAUGUGUGGGCAAUGCAUAGGGACCCUAAUGAAUGGGAGAAUCCCUUAACAUUCUCACCUGAGAGGUUCUUAAGUGAUGGUAACAACUAUGAUUACAAAGGAAACAACUUCAAUUACCUUCCUUUUGGCUCUGGAAGAAGGAUGUGUGCAGGAAUCCCCCUAGUAGAAAAGAUGUCGGUUUAUGUCUUAGCUUCUCUUUUGCAUUCAUUCAAGUGGCAAUUACCUGAUGAUGUAAAGCUUGAUCUCUCAGAAGAAUUUGGGAUUGUUUUGAAGAAAACAACACCACUUGUUAUCACCCCAACUCCAAGAUUAUCCAAUGUAAAGCUCUACUCUUGAAAAUGGAGGAUUAUCUAUUG
Molecule: messenger RNA, 1556 nt
Organism: Telopea speciosissima
Lineage: Eukaryota; Viridiplantae; Streptophyta; Magnoliopsida; Proteales; Proteaceae
Product: flavonoid 3'-monooxygenase CYP75B137-like
Exons: 2
Coding region: 1-1536 (511 amino acids)
Molecular function (GO): oxidoreductase activity, acting on paired donors, with incorporation or reduction of molecular oxygen; heme binding; iron ion binding
Source: RefSeq, a predicted model, not a curated record